Molecule: messenger RNA, 2847 nt
Organism: Dipodomys ordii (Ord's kangaroo rat)
Lineage: Eukaryota; Metazoa; Chordata; Mammalia; Rodentia; Heteromyidae
Gene: Mdga1
Product: MAM domain containing glycosylphosphatidylinositol anchor 1
Exons: 16
Coding region: 1-2847 (948 amino acids)
Biological process (GO): synapse organization; homophilic cell-cell adhesion
Cellular component (GO): axon; plasma membrane; neuronal cell body
Molecular function (GO): protein binding; axon guidance receptor activity
Source: RefSeq, a predicted model, not a curated record
AUGGAACAACUGAGGGAACUUAGCCCUGACCUGUGCCCAGGGGGCACCCUGGAGCGGGAGCCGGCCGCGGCUCCCGCCCAGGCCCAGAUUGUGCACGCGGGCCAGGCGUGCGUGGUGAAAGAAGACAACAUCAGCGAGCGCGUGUACACGAUCCGAGAGGGCGACACGCUGGCGCUACAGUGCCUGCUCACCGGCCACCCCCGCCCGCAGGUGCGGUGGACCAAGACGGCGGGCAGCGCCUCUGACAAGUUCCAGGAGACGUCGGUGUUCAACGAGACGCUGCGCAUCGAGCGCAUCGCGCGCACGCAGGGCGGCCGCUACUACUGCAAGGCAGAGAACGGCGUGGGGGUGCCAGCCAUCAAGUCCAUCCGCGUGGACGUGCAGUACCUGGACGAGCCCGUGCUGACCGUGCACCAGACCGUGAGCGACGUGCGAGGCAACUUCUACCAGGAGAAGACGGUGUUCCUGCGCUGCACGGUCAACUCCAACCCACCCGCCCGCUUCAUCUGGAAGCGAGGCUCCGACACGCUGUCCCACAGCCAGGACAACGGCGUGGACAUCUACGAACCGCUCUACACCCAGGGUGAGACCAAGGUCCUGAAGUUGAAAAACCUGCGGCCCCAGGACUAUGCCAGCUACACCUGCCAGGUGUCGGUGCGCAACGUGUGCGGCAUCCCAGACAGGGCCGUCACCUUCCGGCUCACCAACGCCACGGCACCGCCAGCCCUGAAGCUGUCCGUGAACGAAACUCUGGUGGUGAACCCCGGGGAGAACGUGACAGUCCAGUGUCUGCUGACAGGCGGAGACCCCCUGCCCCAGCUGCAGUGGUCUCAUGGGCCCGGCCCACUGCCCCUGGGUGCUCUGGCCCAGGGUGGCACCCUCAGCAUCCCUUCGGUGCAAGCCCGGGACUCUGGCUACUACAACUGCACAGCCACCAACAAUGUGGGCAACCCCGCCAAGAAGACCGUCAACCUGCUGGUGCGAUCCAUGAGGAAUGCCACGUUCCAAAUCACCCCCGAUGUGAUCAAAGAGAGCGAGAACAUCCAACUGGGCCAGGACCUGAAGCUGUCCUGCCACGUGGACGCCGUACCCCAAGAGAAAGUCAGCUACCAGUGGUUCAAGAACGGCAAGCCGGCGCGCAUGUCCAAGCGGCUGCUGGUGACCCGGAAUGACCCUGAGCUGCCCGCCGUCACCAGCAGCCUGGAGCUCAUCGACCUGCACUUCAGUGACUAUGGCACCUACCUGUGCAUGGCUUCCUUCCCCGGGUCACCUGUGCCCGACCUCAGCGUCGAGGUCAACAUCUCUUCAGAGACAGUGCCCCCCACCAUCAGCGUGCCCAAGGGCCGCGCGGUGGUGACCGUCCGCGAGGGCUCGCCGGCGGAGCUGCAGUGCGAGGUGCGGGGCAAGCCUCGGCCGCCCGUGCUCUGGUCCCGCGUGGACAAGGAGGCCGUCCUGCUGCCCUCGGGGCUGCCCCUGGAGGAGACUCCGGAUGGGAAACUGAGGCUGGAGCGCGUGAGCCGCGACAUGAGCGGGACCUACCGCUGCCAGACGGCUCGCUACAAUGGCUUCAACGUGCGAGCCCGCGAGGCCCAGGUGCAGCUGAACGUGCAGUUCCCGCCCGAGGUGGAGCCCAGCUCCCAGGACGUGCGGCAGGCGCUGGGCCGGCCCGUGCUCCUGCGCUGCUCGCUGCUGCGGGGCAGCCCGCAGCGCAUCGCCUCGGUCGCCUGGCGCUUCAAAGGGCAGCUGCUGCCGCCCCCGCCCGUCGUCCCCGCCGCCACCGAGGCCGCGGACCACGCCGAGCUGCGCCUCGACGCCCUCACCCGCGACAGCAGCGGCAGCUACGAGUGCAGCCUCUCCAACGACGUGGGCUCGGCCACCUGCCUCUUCCAGGUCUCCGCCAAAGCCUACAGCCCGGAGUUUUACUUCGACACCCCCAACCCCACCCGCAGCCACAAGCUGUCUAAGAACUACUCCUACGUGCUGCAGUGGACACAGAGGGAGCCGGACGCUGUGGACCCCGUCCUCAACUACAGACUCAGUGUCCGCCAGUUGAACCAGCACAAUGCCAUGGUCAAGGCCAUUCCUGUCCGGCGUGUGGAGAAGGGGCAGCUGCUGGAGUUCAUCCUGACGGAUCUCCGCGUACCACACAGCUAUGAGAUCCGCCUCACUCCCUACACCACCUUCGGGGCUGGCGACACGGCGUCCCGCACCAUCUAUUAUACAGAGCAUAACACCUGCCACUUUGAGGACGAGAAGAUCUGUGGCUACACCCAGGACUUGACGGACAACUUUGACUGGACGCGGCAGAAUGCCCUCACCCAGAACCCCAAGCGCUCCCCCAAUACCGGCCCCCCCACUGACAUCAGUGGAACCCCGGAGGGCUACUACAUGUUCAUAGAGACUUCCCGGCCUCGGGAGCUGGGGGACCGCGCCCGGCUGGUGAGCCCCCUCUACAACGCCAGCGCCAAGUUCUACUGCGUGUCUUUCUUCUACCACAUGUACGGGAAGCACAUCGGUUCCCUCAACCUCCUGGUGCGGUCACGGAAUAAAGGAGCCCUGGACACGCACGCCUGGUCGCUCAGCGGCAAUAAGGGUAACGUGUGGCAGCAGGCCCACGUCCCCAUCAACCCCAGCGGGCCAUUCCAGAUUAUUUUCGAGGGAGUUCGAGGCUCAGGCUACCUAGGCGACAUUGCCAUCGAUGACGUCACUCUGAAGAAAGGAGAGUGUCCGCGGAAGCCCAUGGACCCCAAUAAAGUGGUGGUGAUGCCGGGCAGCCGAGCGCCCUGCCAGUCCUGCUCGCGGUUCUGGGGGCCCGUGGCUAUCUUCCUCUUGGCGCUGCAGAGAUGA